Molecule: messenger RNA, 1899 nt
Organism: Chenopodium quinoa (quinoa)
Lineage: Eukaryota; Viridiplantae; Streptophyta; Magnoliopsida; Caryophyllales; Amaranthaceae
Product: protein FAR1-RELATED SEQUENCE 5-like
Exons: 4
Coding region: 1-1899 (632 amino acids)
Biological process (GO): regulation of DNA-templated transcription
Source: RefSeq, a predicted model, not a curated record
AUGGUUAAUGAAGAGGAUGUGAAUGUAAAAACAAGAAAGCCAAGACAAGUAGCCAUUACAAGAUCGAAUUGCAAGGCAUGCAUAAGAGCAAGAGUGAAUAAAGAAGGAAAGUUUGAGGUAGUGGCUCAUGUUAUUCAGCAUAACCAUGAGCUAACAAGGUCACAGUGGCAUUAUUUGCAUCGUUCUGAAAGAAAAAUGACAGAAGAAAAAGCUGAAGCAAUAAAAACAAUGAAAUCUUCAGGUCUAACUACAAUGGACACUUACAAUUACAUGGCUACAGAGGCUGGAGGAGAACAUAAUAUAGGUUAUAGUAUUGUAGAUCACCUGAAUUUUUGCUCAAGGUUAAGAAUGGAACAAAUUGAGGCUAGAGAUGCUCAAACUUUAGUGAACAUUUUAAAUCAGGAACAAUCAAAGGAUCCAAACUUCUUUUUUAGAGUGAAGUUUGACAAGGAAGGAAGAAUUUCCAAUAUCUUUUGGAGAGAUUCAAUGAUGCUAGAAGACUAUAGGAUAUAUGGAGAUGUGCUUGUCUUUGAUACAACAUACAGAACCAACAGAUAUAAUCUUAUAUGUGCUCCAUUUGUUGGAAUAAAUAAUCACUGGCAUAAUUGUAUGUUUGCAUGUGCUUUUAUUGGGAAAGAAAAAACAGAUUCAUUUGUGUGGCUACUAGAAACAUUCUUGAAAGCUAUGGAGAAUAGAUUACCAACUUCAAUAUUCACUGAUCAGGACCAAGCAAUGGCAAAUGCAAUUGAGCAGGUGCUUCCUAAUACAAGGCAUAGACUUUGUAUCUGGCAUUUGGAACAAAAUGCUAUAACCAGAUUUGGAGCUCUUAAAAAAGACAAAGAAUUCAAGUAUGCAUUCAACCAGUGUUUAAAGAUGUGUGUGAAUGAACAAGAAUUUGAAGCAAAAUGGCAAGCAAUGAUGCAGAAAUAUGAGUUGACAUCACACUCUUGGUACCAAAGAGUGUACGAGUUGAAAGAGAAAUGGUGUCCUGCCCUUAGUAGAGAUUUCUUUUCAGCAGGAAUCUUAUCAUCACAAAGGAGUGAAAGCACUAAUCAUGCAAUGGGAUUCAGAGAAAGUAAAGCAACUACCUUGACAGAAUUUUAUACCAUAUUUAAGAAAACAAUCAAUCGUUGGAGAAGCAUAGAGAAAUAUGAUGAGUUUACCUGUAGCAAGUCAAUAACAUUCACUUCAUUGCCAUUGUCUGGAAUGCUAAAACAUGCUGCACAGGUUUUCACUUUGUCACUCUUUAGAGAUUUUGAAGAGGAGUUUGGAUAUUCUAUGGCAACAGGUGUUCAAAUGAUAGGAGGAAAUGAAGAAUGUCUACUUUAUCAGGUAGCCCUGGAAGACAAGCCAUGGUCUGCACAUCAAGUAAACUAUAUACAUGAGAUCCAGAAUGUAUGGUUAACAAGAAUACCAGACAAGUAUGUUUCAAAAAGAUGGACUAAGUUUGCAAAAACAGAGGCAUGGGAUAGGUUGAAGAAUCAGGAUCCAACACAUCAAUAUAUUCCAUGGAGACAAACAAUGAUAAGGAAAUACUACAAUAUAAUAUUAAAGAGUCAAGAAAAUGAAGAAACAAGAAAAUUUAUGGAAGAAAAUUUCAGAAACAGUCUUAAAAUGGUGGAAGACUUACUUGCUAGUGCUGCCCAGAGAGAAAGUGCAGAAGCUGCUUCUAAUAUUCCUGAUGUGGCAGACAACAAUCACAGCAAUGAUGAUGUUUCUUCAGCAUCGAGUACAAACACAAGUGUACCAACAAUACUUGAUCCACAAAGGGCUGUAACAAAAGGAAGAAGCAAGAGAGCAAAAGGAGGUCUUGAAAAAAGUAAGAGAAAAAGAAAACCAGCACUGCCACAUCCACAUUCAAAAUUUGGAUCUAAAACACCUAAUUUGAGACUCUUUUAG